UAUUUACCAAAAUGUCUUCCACUUACAAACAAGCAUUUCAAAAUUCAUGCGCAAAUUUGUCUGCGCUUGCUUCUACGUUUUUUACCGCUGGUCACGGAAGUACCGAAAUAACAAUAUGGCGUCCAGUAGGGCGGCGCUUUCGUCGUCUCAAUUCACUCCAACUCAACCGAGGCUUCAUGGUGCCUGUAUUCUUCCCGGACACAUUCUUGUCAAUGAAAGAUUUCAUGAAAGUGACGUUGUGAAAACCCUACAAGAAAAUCAUGUGAAUAUUCAAAUGGAUGACUCCAUGGGAGUGGUGGAUUUCAACCCAUCAUCAGAUGUUGGUGUGGUUUAUCUCUCUGAAGCAGAUCUGGUCGGUGGAUACAAUUACAAAGAGAAACUGCUCAAAUUUGGAAAGGCAUCAUUCAGAAAAGUAAUAAUUGCUGAAAAGACAUCACUUAGCUCUCAGUACUUUUAUGAACUUCAGAAGUUCAUUGUAAUGGAGAGAGGACUGGUACUUCUUCCUGUAGCAUCACCUGUUGAAGCUGGCAGAAUCUUAGCUCAAAUGGUUUUGUUGGAAAGUAAACCCCAAAGCAACCCUUACCGCAUUAAGAUGAAACCACAAGCCACAGAUCAAGCUGUACUUACAACUCUACAGAAUGUACCAGGAGUAGGACAGAAAAAAGCUGUGGCCUUAUUAUCUAAAUUCAACAGUAUUGAACAAAUCUGUAAAGCUUCAGUUGCAGUAAGUUACUUGAUCACUUGUUAGUUUUAUUUUCAAUUAUUCUUGAACACUUUGUUGUGUAAACUAUGAGUGGCGCAGGAGCAGUACAUUGUUUUUAAGUUUUUUAUGUUAAAUUUGGGAUGUCUGUACUAUUGCAGUUUCUGAUCAUAACAUGUAAUAACAUUUGCUCUGAGAUAUUAAUAUAUAAUAUACGUUUUGUUUCAGUCCCUUGCCACUGUGGUGGGUAAUGCAAAUGCACUGCAAAUAAAAGACUUUUUUUCAGCUACAAAUGCAAGGAAACAAUAGGAGAAAUAGUGUAGUGUAGGUUUUGGAAUAAAACAAGAUUUAGAAGAAGGCUGAAGAAUUUUGUAAAGAGAAUGUUUAUUCUUGUGUGAUCAAUCAUCUUUAUCUAAUAAAAAUCAUCACAAACUGGUUACCCCCAACAAAACAGACUUUGCAUUCAGUAAGUUCAUUCAUAGCUCACAAAAGUAGGCAAAAAGAAAAAAUUCUAUGUGGCAAGCUUCAAAGUUUUGAUUGUUUCUUUUCUUGGUCAUACAAUCAUAUAGACAAUUGCCCAAAGAAAAAACUUAUUGUGUAAAAUAAAAUAGAGUUAACCCUUUAACUCUCAAGCUGCUACACAUUUUCUUGUAAAUUAUUUCCAAGAAUUUGGUAUUAGAUCAAGAUAACAAAUUCUACCUGAUAAGUUUGAGUUUUCUCAUUACCUGUUUGCUGGAUAAUGAAUGAUAUUAUAGCAAGAAGUUACAUGUUAAUCACUACUGGGAGUUAAAGUUAACAGUGAUGUAGGUUUGGAACCAGUUGUGAUGUAUAUUGUUUGAGUAAACAUUGGGAGGACAAUUGAAACAGAAGAAUAUCAUCACAAUGUUCACUAGGACAUACAGUAGGUGAGAUAGAUUACAGCCGAAACAAAAAUUAAUGCUGUAACAUUUAUAAUAAAAUAAAUGAAAUACUAAUUGCACUCUCA
Molecule: messenger RNA, 1685 nt
Organism: Pocillopora damicornis (cauliflower coral)
Lineage: Eukaryota; Metazoa; Cnidaria; Anthozoa; Scleractinia; Pocilloporidae
Product: Fanconi anemia core complex-associated protein 24
Biological process (GO): interstrand cross-link repair
Cellular component (GO): Fanconi anaemia nuclear complex
Molecular function (GO): chromatin binding
Source: RefSeq, a predicted model, not a curated record